AUGCCUAAAAUACACCUGUCUGCUCAUGUAAACACCUUCGCUGUGGACGUGUGACUCAAGGCUCAGGCGGUCUCUUUACUGAGGCACAUCUGGCAUUAUGUAUCCCAUUAUGUAGUAAACAAUUACAUAAAGCCUAAACACUGCUGAAUGCGAGUGUUCACCAGCUUACAGCGGGGGAUUUUGUUAACUGGAUUAGAGGUAGAUUUAAACUCUGCAUUUAGGUUCAAGAAGUGAAAAUAAACAGUGAGCCUGUCUGUGCGUCUGGUAUAAAAGGCUCACACGCUGUCUCACCACAGCUCAGACACUGCAACAGCUCUGAAAGCACUCAAAGCUUCUGCAGCUUCGAUCUACACUUCAGAAUGGACUUCCAAAUCUUUGCCCUGGCGAUGUUGUUCCUGGCCUGCGUGGAGCAGAGCCUGGCCUCCUGUGUGGUGGACAGCUUCACCGUCAAAGAGGACUUUGACCCACAGAGAUAUGCAGGAAAGUGGUACGCUCUGCAGAAGAAGGAUCCUGAGGGUUUGUUCCUGCAGGACAACAUCUCUGCUGAAUACACUGUUGGAGACGAUGGCUCCAUGGUGGCCUCUUCUAGGGGCAGAGUCACUCUCUUUGGGUUCUGGGUUGUGUGUGCUGACAUGGCUGCCCAGUACUCAGUGCCCGACCCCGGCAGCCCUGGCAAGAUGUUCAUGAACUACCAGGGACUGGCCAGCUACCUGUCCAGUGGCGGUGACAACUACUGGGUCAUUGAUACCGACUAUGACAACUAUGCCAUCACCUAUGCCUGCCGCACCCUGAAGGACGAUGGAAGCUGCGACGACGGCUACGCCCUGGUCUUCUCCCGCAACCCCCGUGGCCUCCCCCCUGCCAUCCAGAGAGUGGUCCGCCAAAAACAGGAGGAAAUCUGCAUGGCCGGACAGUUCCAGCCUGUGCUGCAGUCCGGAGCUUGCUAAACUCAUCCUAAGCUGGAGGUUGUGGAGCAGACCUUCAUGAUACUGGAUUGUCCCAUUCAAGAUGAAGACAGAGCUCCUCUAAGAGACCCUAAUAGGAGAGUAAUCCUGUCAAUGCUUAAGUUUAUCAUUUGCUAUGUUCCAACAUCAUAGGAGAGAACUAUCAGAUAAAUUUAAUUCAAAGCCCCCUGUAUAAUGU
Molecule: messenger RNA, 1143 nt
Organism: Thunnus maccoyii (southern bluefin tuna)
Lineage: Eukaryota; Metazoa; Chordata; Actinopteri; Scombriformes; Scombridae
Product: purpurin-like
Exons: 6
Coding region: 360-947 (195 amino acids)
Molecular function (GO): retinol transmembrane transporter activity; retinoid binding
Source: RefSeq, a predicted model, not a curated record